AUAUAAUAAUUAACACUCCUUAGGAAUAUACUAUUUAAUAGCAGUCUUGAUAAUUGAAACAAUCCAAACAGGAUAAGAUCCUUUGCUGACUUUAAUGAACAAAUCUCAGGAGUUGGAAGAACAUUUUUGUAUUUUGCAUUGUCCUGUCAACUGCCCUAGCAAUGGAGCCAUCAGAUAAAUACAUGUUCAAACACAAGGAAUACUAUUUUGUACAAGACCUAGUUACACCUGAAUAUAUUGAUUCACUGGAGAAUUUUGAAAUCCGGGACAGUGAUGUAUUUCUGGUCACUUUUCCAAAAUCAGGAACCAUAUGGACUCAGAAUAUUUUGAGUUUGAUUCAUCAUGAAGGUCAUCGAAAUAGAACUGAAGACAUGGACCUUAUAGACAGAGUUCCAUGGCUGGAGUACAACAUCCGCAAUGUAGAUUAUGUUAAGCGCCCAUCACCUCGUCUCUUUGCCAGCCAUCUGCCCUAUUGUUUACUGCCAAAGGGAUUAAAAAAUGGAAGAGGAAAGAUUAUUUAUGUGGCCAGAAACCCAAAGGAUGUCUUGGUUUCCUAUUAUCACUUUUCCAAAGUUUCUAAAAAAUUGGAAGAAGUGGAAGACUUUGAAGUUAUUAUGGAGAGGUUUUUGGCUGGUAAAGUGAUAGGUAACUUAUGGCUUGACCAUGUAGAAGGCUGGUAUGCUCAGAGGAACAACACGAAUAUUCUCUUCCUUACAUAUGAAGAAAUGAAGAAGGAUCUGAGAAGUUCUGUAUUGAAAAUAUGCAACUUCUUAGGAAAGAGACUAAGUGAAAAGGAGAUAGAUGAUGUUGUGGAUAUGGCUUCAUUUGGCAAAAUGAGUGCAGAUCGUAGAACCAAUUAUACCACUGCACCCUCUGACCUCCUAGAUUUCAGCAAAGGACGCUUUCUGCGCAAAGGUACUAUUGGAGACUGGAAAAACACAAUGACAGUUGCACAGAAUGAAAGAUUUGACAGUGUUUUCAAGGAACGGAUGGAAAAGCUGCCCAUCAAGUUCUGCUGGGAUAUCAAUGAUGAAUUAUGAAUAAGGAUGGACAAACCUGCCUCUUUUGUUUUUUACAGAUUUGUUUUAAUUUGCUGAAGCAACAGUUUUGUUCCAAUUCGUUUUCAAAUCAGACAUUCAAUAAGAUAGCUGUUGUGGCUUUUGUUUUAAGUUUAUGUCAAAACUUUUUUCAAAAAAACUUUCUAAAAUUAGUAGAUGUAUGAUGGCACACCAGGAAGAUCUAAUGAGAAAACUAAAUGUGUCUGGCUAUUUUCCCAGUGACCAUCGGUAUGCCCUAAAUUACUUUAAUACCUCAAAAUAAAACACUAGAGACAAGACUAAAUUCAACAAUUGUUUACUAAAUAAUCAAGGUAUAAAAGUGCAGUUUGAAUAGUGAAAUAUAAUUUCUGAGGUAACAACUAUAAUUUCUAUGAGGUAGAUAUAACUACUAACUAUGGCAUAUUCUAUAAUCUAUAAACACUAAUGCAUGUAUGGCUAUAUCUAUUCUUUAUUACAUAUACUAUAAACUCUAAGGCAAAUACAACUGUUAACUAUUACAUGUAUAUGAACUAUCUAUCUAUAAUCUAUAAACUUUGGCAAAUAUGUGUUAAGGAUGGCCUGUUCAAAUUGCUAGGCCAGACCAGACACUAUCUGGCUAACUAACUUCAAGCUAUGACCAACAAAGAGUGGAGCCAAAAAGUCUUUCACCACGCUCUGAGGCAGAAUGGGCUGAACCAAAGAGCUCGGCCUAUAGGGGGAUCCUAAGCUCCUACUCUAAAACUUGGCAGAAUGGAGCAGUCCAACUACAGGGAACAAACAGAGAGGUAAAAACUAGGCCGAGACAUCACAGGAUGUAUGAAUAUUCCUGAAAAUUGGGGGGGGGGGGAUAAUCUUCUGUUAUCUUAUGUCAUUAUAUGGAAAAUUCAAGGAGAUAACUCUUGUAGCUUUUUUAAAAAAAUGUUGUAUAUUAAAAAAUUCCCUGAAGAUCUGUGGAUAAGUUAAAUGUUCUGAAACUUGAUGGACUAGCAGUGGUAAAUGUGUUCUACCAAUGUAGCAAGCUUCUCCACAAUAGCUGUAAAAAUGAGGGAGAAGGGAGCCCUGAGGUUUUCCCAAUUAUAGUAAUUAUGUGCAAUUACUAUAAUGAAAAAGUAAUUAAAUUUUGUUAUUCUCAUUAUAGUAACAAUUUUUUCACUAACUAUACUUUAGAAACACUUUAGAAACAAAACAUCAGUAUCCCCUAAUUUCAAUGACUUUUGAAACAUUUUUAUUGAUUGCACAUGCCUACUGUCCACCUUACAAUCAUUUAUUUUUUUUAAAAAAAAAAUUACACUUCACUUUCACAUUUACUCAGUUGUCUCACAUGCUCACAGUGAUUUAACUGUCUUUAGUUUUGGAGGGAGUUGUCCUAUGGGACUGUGUUUUAUUUUUAGGCAUUACACAGCCACCUCACUUGAUAAAAGAAGCAAAAUUAUUCACCACCAAGAAAACAAAACAGUACUUGUUUGUCCCUGAAUGCUGACCACAUUCCAGUAGGUCUCCAAGGCAAGCUGCUAGUGGCCUCUUACAGCUGCAGCUGGCUCUUUCCCAUUCAUUCUUAAGUCAUUACACUGUUUGGUUGUAAGACCUGGUCAGUCGGCAACUCACAUCAGUUCCACAUUGUCCCAUCAGCCACAGAUGUAACUGACUGCAUAUUGAUUUGCCUUGGCUUCAACUUCCAUCAGCCACAGACCUAGCUAGACUGCAACUCGUGGCUGUCUUCCUAAUAGUUCCAAUGGCUCAGCCUUCUUGUUGGGCUGCAGGUCCCAUCAUCCCCAGGUGCGGCCCAGUAAGUAGGCUGAGUCAUCUGACCAGAAUGGAGUAAUUAUGUGGAUAAUAUUAUAUCUUGUUCAUUUAUGUUGGUUUUUAAUUUCUUGAGUUGUUCUUGAUGUGUUUAUUGAUUUGUCUACAUAUUACUGUCGGCAUUGAAUGUUUGCCAUUGUGUAUUUUGUUGUGAGCCGUCCUGAGUCCCUUCGGGGAGAUAGGAUGGGCUAUAAAUAAAGUUUCAUUCAUUCAUUCAUGCAUGGGAAAGACAA
Molecule: messenger RNA, 3070 nt
Organism: Anolis sagrei ordinatus
Lineage: Eukaryota; Metazoa; Chordata; Lepidosauria; Squamata; Anolidae
Product: amine sulfotransferase-like
Biological process (GO): sulfation
Cellular component (GO): cytoplasm
Molecular function (GO): sulfotransferase activity
Source: RefSeq, a predicted model, not a curated record